Botrytis sinoallii is the source of this 1209-nucleotide messenger RNA. RefSeq lists its product as uncharacterized. The record is from RefSeq and is a predicted model, not a curated record. The transcript has a single exon. Bases 1 to 1209 code for a protein of 402 amino acids. NCBI's taxonomy places the organism in Eukaryota, Fungi, Ascomycota, Leotiomycetes, Helotiales, Sclerotiniaceae.
AUGCAGUUUAGGUUUCAUUUGACAUCGGAUGCUGCGGAGUAUUGCACACGCGCAUCAAAUACCAUUCAAGAUGCCAAGAAACAGAAUCUCAACCCAUUUGCUUCUUCUGUUGGCAUGGUAUUAGCUGACUUCAAACAACUCAACACAAUCGAGGAUGUGAUGGCUAUUACCCUCUUUCUCAUGAUACAACACGAUCUCGAGCCUGAUUGUGUAGCCAAAAUUCUGAGAAGCUCCAUAUCUGAGGACCUUCAAGAUAUAUCCUCCGUGUCCAGUAUCGUCCGUCUUUACAACCAGGAACAAGAAUUUCAAACACAUUCUUUAGAAGACUUUCUACAUAUAUGGUUGCAAUCCGUUCCCAAAUUGUCGUCACUCAAAACGACUCCUUCACCUUCAUUUCCACAUCAACUUCCACAACUUGCACUUCCACAACUUGCAUUUCCACAUCAACUUGCAUUUCCACAUCAACUUGCACAUCAACUUCCACAUCAACUUGCAUUUCCACAUCAACCUGCACAUCAACUUCCACAACUUGCAUUUCCACAUCAACUUACAGGAAAGGUCACUCAUUACACUGAGGGUGAUAUUCCUGUUCCACAAACACAUACGUGUGAUGAUACAAAGGGAUACUUGGCUCGUUACCAACGCUUUUUUGGGAAGAACUUAGAUCUGGUUCCGCACGAGUACGAGGAACAUCCUGACUUGUGGUUCCCAAUCGAUCAUGACUCCAAUCUCAAGUCCCUCAGCGGUCUACUAGCAGUUAUACCACCUGAAGUACAAACUCUUAUAAACAUUCAGCCCCUGCCUGGAUAUCUCGGCAAAUCCAUCACGAUUGAUAGAUGCGCUUUUCUAACAACAUGCAAUUUACAACUGGAAAAUGAUAUACACUUUCCUAAAAAGGAGUUAUUGACCGAUAUCAUACGCAGAACAAGUUUAAGCUUCUUGGAAGACAUGAUGGAAUUGGACAGAGGAGUCACUACAACAGAUAUGACUCUUGCUUACCUUCAGACUUUCUUCAAUUGUGAUGUUUUUUAUACUAAUUAUAGGAUUAGAGACACAGUAAUGUACUCUGGAAUGUUGAGAGGGAUUUGGGCAGGGCCAAAUGGUACGGUAUUCUUGGAUAUCAAGGGCAGAUUUUUCCACGGACAAUGGCACCAGCUAUAUGAUUUUAAAAAUGGUUGGAAUCUUCAGGACUCUACGAAUCAACAUUGA